Molecule: messenger RNA, 1668 nt
Organism: Triticum aestivum (bread wheat)
Lineage: Eukaryota; Viridiplantae; Streptophyta; Magnoliopsida; Poales; Poaceae
Product: serine carboxypeptidase-like 34
Exons: 6
Coding region: 778-1668 (296 amino acids)
Biological process (GO): proteolysis
Cellular component (GO): vacuole
Molecular function (GO): serine-type carboxypeptidase activity
Source: RefSeq, a predicted model, not a curated record
CGUUCUUAUAUUAUGGGACGGAGGGAGUACUUUUUUAUUCCUUUAUAAUGUAGCAUUAAGGCAAUUCAAAAUAAUGAACACACAGACUUGGCUUCUUCCGAAUUAGGAUGUAUAAAGACAACACUAACACACACACACAAAGGAUCAAGUCAUAUAAGAUCGAAACAAUGCCUACACGGAUGAAAAAACAAUAAAAAAAAAGAGAAAAUAGCAACGAUAAUCCACACCAAACACUUGAUGAGCCAACAAAGAUGAUGUAAGCACACGCGAUUCCGGCAUGGACACGACCACGCAAACUAGAAACCGUGUGCACAAUACACAAGCACUCCCGAUUGUAAGAGACAUUUGCGGAGCCAAAAACAUUUGUCGAUGCAUGAGUAACGGGCGAGAAGCCACAGUUACCCACAAUGUUUUAUUUUUCCAAAAAAUAUAGGCAAGCACUGAAGCUGUGUUGUGGGAUUGUACACCCAUGCUCACAGCCUUCGUUGCUUUCCAAACUGAAAUUAUCAGUAAAAGUAAGUAUAUAUGGCUAAUCUUUCUUACUGCUGGUCUUUCAUGAAUAACAACAUUGCUAAAUCAUAUUGUUAAAGAGUAAUUAUGUAAUUCUGAGCAAGAGGGAGAAUCAGGCCAACAAGAAAAGGUUGAUGCCGGCCAAGGACUCGAUCUACUUGUCAGUUGUCUCUGCACUCCACACACUGUCUCUGUACUAUAAAUGCUUCAUUCCAGUGCCUAACUUCUCUACAAUCCCAACCAAAACGAGCUAACAAACCUUAGACAAUGGAGGUUUCCACGUUACCCUGCUUGCUACUUGUGUCUGCAGCACUGGCACUCUGUUGUGCAGCUGCAGCAGCAGCACGGCCUGAAAGUGCAACAGCAAACCUUGACGCAGCCACAAUGGCCGCGCAAGAGCUUGACCGCGUCGCCUCGCUGCCGGGGGCGCCGAGCUACUCAUAUGCGUUCAAGCACUACUCCGGGUACGUCACGACCGAUGAGCGCCUCGGCAAGGCACUGUUCUAUUGGUUCUUCGAGGCUAUGGAGAAGCCUGACGAGAAGCCACUGGUCCUAUGGUUAAAUGGAGGACCCGGGUGUUCUUCUGUAGGGUUUGGGCAGGCGCAGGAGCUCGGGCCAUUUCUUGUGAAGAAAGAUGUGCCUGAGCUCGAGCUCAAUCCGUAUGCCUGGAACCAAGCUGCCAACUUGCUGUUCCUGGACUCUCCAGCGGGUGUUGGAUUUUCGUACACGAACACGUCUUUCGAAAUAGAUCCACCGGGAGACAAUUCCACGGCACACGGUUCAUACGCUUUCCUCGUCAGGUGGUUUCAAAGGUUCCCCCAGCACAAAACGAAAGAGUUCUACAUAGCUGGAGAGAGCUAUGCAGGACACUACAUUCCACAGUUAGCGAAUGUCAUCGUGGAGGAGAACAAGAAGGCCUCCAAAGAAAACUACAUAAACUUCAAAGGCAUCCUGAUCGGGAACGCGUACAUGGACGGGGACACAGACUUGCAGGGGAUCGUGGACUCGGCGUGGCACCACGCCAUCAUCUCCGACACGCUCUACAGCGCCUUCCUCAAGUCCUGCGACUUCAGCAUUGAGAUCCUGUCUCCGGAGUGCGACGCGGCACUGAGCGAGUUCUUUCUUCUCUACAAACUCAUAGACGUCUACAGCCUCUAG